UUCCUUUUGCUCCAGGUAAACAUGAGUGAACCACAGAGUACUCCAGAACAGAUGGCAGCUGGAAAGAGCCAUGGUGGUAUUGGCGGCAACUACAAGAUCACGCUCUAUGAAUUGGAGAAUUUCCAGGGGAAGAAGUGCGAGCUCACUGGAGAGUGCCAGAACUUGGGAGAGAAAGGGCUUGAGAAAGUUGGAUCAAUCCAGGUGGAAUCUGGACCAUGGCUCAGUUUUGAGCGCCAAGCAUUUGGUGGAGAACAGUUUGUCCUGGAAAAGGGGGACUAUCCAAGAUGGGACACCUGGUCUAACAGCCACAGGAGCGACUAUUUGAUGUCCAUCCGUCCCUUGAACAUUGACAGCGCUGAUCAUAAAAUCCACCUAUUUGAAAAUGCUGGCUAUAAUGGAAGGAAGAUGGAGAUUGUGGAUGACGAUGUACCCAGUCUUUGGGCUCAUGGCUUCCAGGAUCGUGUGGCCAGUAUUAAGGUCCUCAAUGGAACUUGGGUAGGAUAUGAAUAUCCUGGCUACAGAGGUCGUCAGUAUGUCUUUGAGAAGAAUGAAUACAGGCACUGGAAUGACUGGGAGGCCAACCAACCCCAGAUACAGUCUGUUCGCCGUAUCCGUGACAUGCAGUGGCACAAGCGUGGUUGCUUUGCUCCAGCCCCAGUAGCAGCAGCUUCUGCUGCCCCUGCCCCUGCCCCAGCAAGUAGCUGAAGGAGA
This is a messenger RNA of Bufo bufo (common toad), 711 nucleotides long. It is a transcript of the gene CRYBB3, whose product is annotated as crystallin beta B3. Gene Ontology annotation, molecular function: structural constituent of eye lens. Gene Ontology annotation, biological process: lens development in camera-type eye; visual perception. The coding region runs from base 22 to 705 and encodes 227 amino acids. The record is from RefSeq and is a predicted model, not a curated record. The transcript is spliced from 5 exons. NCBI's taxonomy places the organism in Eukaryota, Metazoa, Chordata, Amphibia, Anura, Bufonidae.